This is a messenger RNA of Prorocentrum cordatum, 5010 nucleotides long. NCBI's taxonomy places the organism in Eukaryota, Dinophyceae, Prorocentrales, Prorocentraceae. The record is from the annotation of a GenBank genome assembly.
AUGGCGGAGGAGCGCGUGCAGGCUCUAGAGCAGCAGAUGAUAGCGCUGGCCCAGGAGCUGCAGAACCGCCAGCAGAGGGAGAACGAUCUCACGGCCGAGGUGCAGCGGCUCGGCCGUGUGGCCGAGGCUAGACCACGGGUGGACGGGCCUGUGCCACAGCCUCGAGCCGAGUCGAUCGUGGACACCCGCACGCUGGGCAAGCCAGACGUGUUCACGGGCGAAGAGCACAAGUGGAACGAUUGGAAGGUGAUCUUCAAGGCGUACUGCGGCGUCGUGAGCGCCGACUUGCUGGCAGGGAUGCGACUGGCAGAGAGCGCUGACGAGGCCUCAGUUCAGAACGAUGACUUCCUCGAGGAGAACAUGAGGCAGGCCUCGCAGCAGCUGUAUUACAUCUUGCUCCUCCUCUGCCGGCAGCAUCCCCUGACGACGAUCGUGAAUGCUGGCGAGAAUGAGGGCUUCCAGGCUUGGCGCAAGCUGGUUGAAUACUACGAACCGAAUGCGAGGUCCCGCAUCGCGGGGCAGCUGCUGAAUCUCCUGAACUUCUCGUUCACUGGCGAUGUCGAGGACCGGCUGGCGCUGUUCGAGCGAGAGCUCCUCAGGUACGAGCAGAGGAGCGGCGAGGCCAUCGCAGCCUCCAUGAGGAUCGGCAUCCACCUCUUGCUCAAUGCGACCAGGCUGGUGGAGUGGCAGGACUUCCGACGUGAGGUCACCGACAUCCGCCGUGCCCAGAGCGCCAUCGCCCUGGUGCCCGUGCCCAUGGACCUGAGCGCCAUGGAGCAGACGCUGGCUCGCAUCAACGCCUCCCAGUCGACGAGUACGACCGUACCAUCGGCGGCCAGCUCUAUCUCGACGGCUGCGACUACGAGGCUGAGUCCGGCGACGGCGAUGUCCGGCACGAGCUCUCGACAGGUCGCAGCGCUCUACCUGAACGACGCGGGCGAGCAAGUCAGCUACCCGUUCGCGAACCUCCACUCCCUCAGCGUCUACGACCCGGGGCCGGACAAGGCGGACGUGGUCGACUCUGCGACCGGCGCGGCCCUGGACCUGAACAUGAUCCACGGCAACUCGGAUGCGGAGGAGGUCGAGCUCAACGGCAUCUUGCGUGUGGGCAUCGACUCGUGUGCGGCGGCAUCGGGCGGCCGGGCGAUCUCGUACAAGACCGCCUCUGGCCACUACGUGAACGACGAGGGCGAGAAGAUCCUCGUGGGGACGAUGCCUGGGGCUUCUCAGGCACGCGCUGCCAAGUUCAGGGUGGCGGACAUCAGCAAGCCGUUGCUGAGCGUCGCGGAGAUGGUCGACUCUGGCCAUCGGCUCGUCUUCGACUCGGAGGGCGGGCAGGACAUCAGCUACGCGUGCCACAAGACCAGCGGAGACGUUGUCAGGUUCUGCCGCAGGAAUAAGGUCUACGAGAUGGAUAUGCACGUCGACCCGUACGUGCCGGAGGUCUGCCCGGUCGAGGUGGCAGGCCACGAGCCUCCCGAGGGUGAAGCCGGCCAGCCAGGCGCGGCUCACGAGGAGGUCGCCGAGGGCCCGCCGGCACGGCCGGCGAGGGAGCCCGCAGCGCCGACGGCGGCCGAGCGAGCCGCGCACGAGGUGCUGCACGAGCCCUACAGGGCAUGGUGCCGGGAGUGCGUCUCCGGCAGAGGCCUGUCAGCAGGCCAUCAGACGAAGGACCACCAGGAGUCGGCGCUCGCGGUGGUUGGCAUCGACUACGGCUACCUCGGUGAACGAGAGGGCGCCACGCCGCUGCUGAUCGGGAAAGAUUCGAAGCAGCGUUGGUUCCACGCGUCGGUGGUGCCAGCUAAGGGGGCGCAGCAUCCCUGGCCGGCAAAGUCGUGGUCCAGGAGGCUGGCAUCGGCUGGCCACAAGCGCUUCGUCUUCCGCUCAGACGGCGAGGCGCCGCUCGUCGCCCUGAAGACCCGCAUCGGGGCCAAGCUCAAGGAGGAGUACGGCAUCGAGACGGUGCCCGAGGGGAGCGCGGUCGGCGACUCUCAGGGCAACGGCCUGGCCGAGCACGCGGCGCGCGAGGUCAAGGCCAAGGCGAGGACGGCGCGGGCGCAGGUGGACGACCUCCACGGCGUGAACAUUGGCGUCGAGCACCCAGUGACCCCGUGGAUGGUCGAGUUCGCAGCCAUGUCCAUCAACUUGGGCAGGCGGGGCGCUGACGGCCGCACGGCUUGGGAACUUCGGCACGGCCGCCCCUUCAACAAGGACCUGGCUUGCUUCUCGGAGAAGGUCCUGUAUCUCCCAGGGGGCAAGCGCAAGGCUGGGACCGAGGACAACUUCCUCGCUGGGCUCUACCUGGGGCCCGCGCUUCGGACGGACGAGGUCUACAUUGGCACGGAGUUGGGCGCACUGCGGGCCAGGACCUUCAAGCGGUUGACGGUCGAGCAGCGGGCCGACAAGGACCUGCUGAACAGCCUCUUGGGGAAGCCGUGGGCGCCGGUGCCGACGGACGUGGAGGUGGACGAGGUACCGGUGGCCAUCGAGAUCCGAGCGCCGGUGCCAGCGCCGGUCGCGCCCUUGGGCGGACCUCUGGCGCCCAUCCCCGAGGCCGGGGACCUCCCGCCCCGGGCUCUCCGAGUCGGGCGACCACCGGCAGGACCGCGGGCCGUCUACAUCAGGAAGGACGUCGAGAUCGCGAAGUACGGGCUCUCCCCGGGCUGCUACGGCUGCGCCGCGAUCCUCAACGGCGCCCGGGCGCGGGCUCACUCAGCCGAGUGCCGCGCUCGGAUCGAGCAGGCGAUGCAGGGCGACGAGGAGGCGAAGCAGAGGUUCGAGGAUGCCCGUGAGCGGAAGCGGCAUCGCACUGACGUCGCCGGGCCUGUCUAUCAAGAGGGCGGCUCGUCAGGCAGUGGCGGUCCAGCCCCAGCUCAGCAGGUGCCGCCAGCACCCGAGGCCGCGGCGGCGGCUGACGCGGCGACGGCUCCGGCACCACACGACCCCGGCGACGACAACAUGCAGGAGGAGAUCGGUGCCCUCCUGCUCUCUCUCGGCUACAGCGGGCGCAAGGCCAACGUGAUGGAGGUCUUCUGCCCGAAUAGGCUUGUGGGCUUUGCCCCCCUCUUCGGUCUGGUUCACGGCGGCUCGUUCGACCUGGGAGUUGGCUGGGACCUGACCGACCGCCAGCAGCAGCGACAGUGCCGGGAGCUGAUCGAGCACUUCGAAGUGUACUUCCUCUUGGGCAGUCCUCGCUGCGCGCCGUUCUCCAUGCUGAAGUACCUGAAUGAGGACACGGAGAAGCAGCGUGAGGCCUACGCCAUCGGGUACGAGCACUUGAGGUUCGUGAUGGAGCUUUAUACGCUGCAGGUGAAGCACGACCGCACGUUCUUGCACGAGCACCCCUGGAGCGCGGACAGCUGGGACCUGGACAUCGUGAAGGAUGUGAUGGCUCUCCCGGGUGUCGAGGUCGGGCGAGGCGACCAGUGCGUGUUCGGCCUGGUGGUUGCGGACGCGCACGGCGACAGGCUCGCCAAGAAGCCGACAGGGUGGAUGAGUAAUAACAAGGAGGUGUUGGAUGAGGUCUGCAAGCGCUGCCCCAAUGAUACUGGCAUUGGCAGCCGCCACGAGCAGUCCACCUUCGUCGGCCGCAACAUGCGUGUGGCGGAGAGGUACCCGGUCAAGCUCCUCCGCGCCAUCCUCCGUGGCCUUCGCCGUCACCUUAGCAACGAGAAGGUGCUCGCGCUUUCGGCCCUGGAUGCUGGGCCGAACGUGGACGAUGAGGAGAUCAGCCUGAAGGCUUUCGUCGGGAAGUGGCGCGACACGCUGAGGACCGAGUUCUACGACGACCUCACCGGCCUCCCGCUGGACCCCAUGCGGGUGAAGGCCGCGAGGCGCCUGGAGAUGGAUUUCAUGGCGCAGCUUGGCGUGUGGGUCUACGCGAGGGAGGAGGACUGUCAGCGCGAGCUUGGACGGAGGCCUCUCAGUGGCCGCGUGCUGCGCUUCCUGGGCAUCUCGCGGGCACGCCCGCACUGUGAGAUCAAGUGGACGGUCUACAUCAAGCUUCCAGAGGAGGAUCCGAUGUCGCAGGAGAUCGGCACGUGUGGGCUCUUGCGGAUGGAGCUCUACGGGACGCGCGACGCUGGCCAGAACUUCGAGCUCGCGACUGCCGAGGCGGUCAUCGGUGCUGGCUGCGACCAGUCGGCCUUCUCGCCUUGCGUGCACUGCCACAAGGACCUCCAGGUGAGCUUCUUCCACCACGGCGACGACUUCGUGCUCGAGGGCUCUCGGGACGGGGCGGAGUCGAUCUGCGAGGCCCUGAAGACGAAGUUCAUCGUGAAGGGCAGGGGCGUGCUCGGGCCGGCGCCUACCGACGCACAGGAGAUCACGCGCCUCAACAGGGUAAUGCGCUGGCGAGACCGAUGGUGCCAAGGGGGCGAGGCCAUCGAGUGCGAGGCGGAUCCCAGGCACGCGCAGAUCUUGCACGCGCAGCUUGGAAUGGACCCCCGCACCACGAAGUCAUUGAGCACGCCAGGGCCGAGCCAGCAGCUUACACCUGAGGUCGAGCGCGAGCUGAACGAAUACGAGGCGGCAGAGUACCGCAGUGCGUGCAUGAGGCUGGGCUACUUGGCGCUCGAUCGGCCAGAGGUGCAGUUCACGGCCAAGGAGUGCGCUCGCGGCAUGCAGAGGCCGACAGAGCGACACCUCCGCCUUCUGAAGCGCGCUGGACGCUUCUUGAUCGGGGCGCCGCGGGCCAUCUGGAAUCAGUCACUGUGCCAGGGCCUAGGCAGGGACGUGAGCCUUCGCAUCUGGAGCGGCUCGGCAGCUGCUCUUGGCAUCAUGCAACGACGAGGCUGCGGCAAAGUCCGACACCUCGAGACGCCGACGCUGUGGGUGCAGAAGACACACAAGGACGGACGGUUUCAAUUGGCCAAGGUUCCCGGGAAGUCGAACCCGGCGGACCUGGGGACGAAGUUCCUCGACCAGGCGGCGAUGCUCCGAGGGCUGGAGAUGAUGAGUGUCAAGCUCUCGGACGCGCCCCUUUCGAGUGCCCCUCAGGCGAAGGUCUGA